Molecule: messenger RNA, 150 nt
Organism: Plenodomus lingam JN3
Lineage: Eukaryota; Fungi; Ascomycota; Dothideomycetes; Pleosporales; Leptosphaeriaceae
Source: RefSeq, a predicted model, not a curated record
AUGGCGACACGGUCCGCCGUUGGCCAUGGCGACAUCAGGAACAAGCCUUCCGCUUACGCGGUCACUGGCCCUUCACCGCAACCACAAGCCCCCUCUCCCCUCCCCCCAGUGGGCUAUGUUUGUACUAGCACGCUGCUGGUCAGUGGCUAG